Molecule: messenger RNA, 930 nt
Organism: Phytophthora infestans T30-4
Lineage: Eukaryota; Oomycota; Peronosporomycetes; Peronosporales; Peronosporaceae
Product: serine/threonine-protein phosphatase PP1-1
Exons: 3
Coding region: 1-930 (309 amino acids)
Cellular component (GO): cytoplasm; nucleus
Molecular function (GO): protein serine/threonine phosphatase activity
Source: RefSeq, a predicted model, not a curated record
AUGGCGGACCCAGGCAUUCAGGUCGUGGACGGCAUCAUCCGCAAGCUGCUCAGUGUGCAGGAUAAGCCGACACAAACCGAGGUCACAGACAUCACAACGGACGAAGUACUACUGCUGUGUCGUAAAGCUCGCACGAUUUUUCUGGAACAACCACCGCUAGCAGAAGUCCCAGCGCCAAUCAAUAUCUGCGGCGACACACACGGCCAGUAUUCCGAUCUACUGCGGUUGUUUGAGAUGGGAGGGUUUCCAGAUGAACGACGGUACAUCUUUCUGGGGGACUACGUCGACCGUGCCAUGCAGAGUAUCGAGACAAUCUGUCUGCUUUUCGCGUACAAAAUCAAGUACCCGGAGCAGCUCUAUUUGCUAAGAGGAAACCACGAAUGCGCUUCAAUAAACCGAAUUUACGGGUUCUACGACGAGUGCAAACGCCGCUACUCUGUCAAGGUCUGGCGCACAUUCGGCGACUGCUUCAACUGCAUGCCAAUCUCAGCUGUUGUAGCAGGAAAGAUUUUCUGUACGCACGGAGGUCUGUCACCUGACUUGUAUACACUAGACCAAAUCAGAAACAUCCGCCGUCCGACGGACGUGCCCGACGAAGGAUUGUUAUGUGACCUGCUCUGGGCAGACCCAGACCCCGAUAGUCAGGGUUGGACCGAGAGUGAUCGAGGCGUAUCGUACAUCUUCGGAUCAGAUGUAGUGGACCAGUUCUUGAAGACACACGAGCUCGAUCUUGUCUGUCGAGCGCACCAGGUCGUCUCGGAUGGCUACGAAUUCUUCGCCGGUCGCAAACUCGUGACCAUUUUCUCGGCGCCAAAUUACUGCAAUGAAUUCGACAACGCUGGAGCCAUGUUAGUCGUGGACGAUAAACUGCGCUGCACCUUCAAAGUGCUCGUGUCCAGUGAUAAACGCAAACAAUCUAAAAGACCCUAA